Cygnus atratus (black swan) is the source of this 1907-nucleotide messenger RNA. Its product is annotated as elongin-A-like. Bases 43 to 1866 code for a protein of 607 amino acids. Gene Ontology annotation, cellular component: nucleus; elongin complex. Gene Ontology annotation, biological process: transcription elongation by RNA polymerase II. Gene Ontology annotation, molecular function: protein binding. The record is from RefSeq and is a predicted model, not a curated record. The transcript is spliced from 11 exons. NCBI's taxonomy places the organism in Eukaryota, Metazoa, Chordata, Aves, Anseriformes, Anatidae.
GAGGGCCGAGAUGGCGGACGUGAGGGCUACGUGCCCGCGGCCAUGGCGGAGGGGCCGAGCGCGGCGGGGAGGAGAAGGAAGAUGAGGCUGAGGAGGGUGCUGGAGCUGAAGGAGCGCCUGGGCCGCGCGGAGCAGCCCGCGGAGAUUCUAAAAGCACUUGAGGUACUACAGGAUUUGGAUAUAUCGCUGGAUAUUCUAGUGGAAACUGGCAUAGGCAAAACAGUGAACAGCUUUAGGAAACAUGCCACUGCUGGGAAUGUAGCUAAAUCCCUGGUGAAGCGAUGGAAAAAACUUAUUCCUCCAGAAAAUAAAAGUGAUCACAGAGGAAGAAAAAAUACUGAAAAAGAAAAAGAUGAGACAAAAUCUUCUGUUUCCAAAGGAACUAAGCCUUCAGAUAAGUCCAAAGCAUCUGUAUUGGCCUCCAAAAGCUCCAAUAGCUCUCCCCUUUCUAAAAAGUUGAAUAAGCAGCAUACUUGUAUUGAAAAAAAGCACCGAAAUACAGGUUCUGAGUCUCAAAAAGGAUGUGAUAGUAAAGAAUGUAGCAGCAGUGGUUCUAAACAUGGUUCCCAGGGUACUGAUCCUCAAGCUAAAGAAAGGGACUUGAAAGAGAGAGCCUCCAAGGGCAGCAAGGAAGGCUCAGAAAAGAGGCGUUCCUGUGUAGCCAGUAAGGAUGUAUCCCCCACGAAGGAAAGGCCUAGUAAGGAUGCUCCCAAACAGGGAGAUCCUAAGCACGUGAAGAAACCAAAACAAAAGCUCGUCACGGGAAGCAAAGCUAAAUUACCUAGCGAUGAGGAAUUUGAGCCCCCUACUAUGUCUUUUGAAUCUUAUCUUAAUUAUGAUCAGGUUACAAAAAAAAGAAAGAGGAGAGCUUGCUCUACAGGUGAAUGUCCAAAGAAGCGCAGCGAACAGAAGAGUAGCUCAAUACCGCAAAAGACUUCAAAACUUUGUCACGCGGAUGAGGGAGAAGAGAAGAUCCAAAACUGUGAGGGUGAUCAGUCAGAAACUCCCAGUAAAAAGACCAAGGUGGCGUCCCUCCAAGAUCUUCUUAAUACUCCACUGCCUAAAUUUCUGCCAAGCAUUUUAAUCUCAUCUCCCCCAUAUGCUGCUGACUUUAAGGCGCCUGUUGUGGAAGCACCCCAGCAAGUCAGCGAACCAGUUCAAUUCACGGGACGGAGACUGAACUCUAAAAUGCAGGUUUACUCCGGGUCUAAACCAGUCUGUCUUCCAAAGAUGCUUACACUGUAUGAGCAGUGCAUCCGAGUGCUUCAGAAUAAUAUUGAUUCACUACAUGAAGUAGGAGGUGUGCCCUUUGAAAUUCUUGAGCCUGUGCUAACACGCUGCACACCAGAGCAGUUGUUUCGAAUAGAGGAAUGUAAUCCGACAUUUACAGAAGUGUCUGACCACUUGUGGAAGAAACACUGCCAGAGGGAUUUUAAAAAUGAGAGCCUCCUGGAAUAUGAAUCUUGGCGUGAAAUGUACUUGAGACUCUUCAAUGAGAGGGAAGAGAAACUGAAGACGCUUACAAAAAACAUUCUUUCAGCUCAGUCUGAGAAACCAAAAGGUCGGCAAGUGAAAAUGGCUUACAUGACUAGUGCAGCAAAACCACCCAGGAAUAUUCGCCGAAAACAAGAAAUCCAUGGGACAGCAGGACCUGUCACCCAGCUUCAUCCCACGGAGAAGUGCAAAACACGGAUUCCAGAAAGCAGAGACAGAAACAGUAAUUCAUCAAAUCCGAAUGCUCCUAGCAACAGUGGAAGCUCUAGCUCAAGUGGAACAACUCAAGAUGGAAAGAAGUCUAUCAAAAAAAUUGCGCCAAUCAUGAGGAAAACUUUGAAAGCACUGAAGAGUAGAGCAGGACGACGAUGAAACGAGGAUGCAUAUUGGAAGCUUACGUGAAUAUUUGUAUA